CCGGUUCUUAACUUUAGAUGCAAAGACGCAUCCAGAUAUGUAAGAUCUAUGGAUGCAUCUUUGGAUCUUGUCGACGAGAACAUUUUUUUGCAUAUUUGCACAGAAGAAUUUGUUUUUGUAAAUUAGUGAGAAGUGAAAUAUUACAAUUACGCAAAUAUGGCGGAUAAUGUCAAACAAACAAAAAAUGAGACAGAAGAUCAAGAAUUAAAUGAUUUAUUGGAUAGUGCUUUAGAAGAUUUCAAUAAAGUAUCUAUAUCAAGUGUCGAAGAGAGCAAUAAUGUAAAUACAGAAGAUUCACAGAGGCAAACAGAUAAACAUGAAACAUUUGAAGUCAAGUGGACGGAAGAUUUUCUCCAACAAACAGCCGAUCAGUUUGAAAAAAAUUUGCAAAACUUAUUACAAAAUGGAGAUAGCGAACUGGAGGCUGCUUUACAGAAGUUUGGACAAACAUCAUCUAGUAAUACGGCAGAUGAAAAAGAUGUGAACGCAGAUUUUCAAUCUGCUAUUUCACAAGUUUUGAAGGAUUUAACUGCAAAUUCUGAAAAUUUACAGAAUGAAGCAGAUAUGGCAGCUAUGCUAGGGCAAACAUCUCUCGAUGGUGAUACUGGUGAUUUAUUACCAUUUAUGCAAGGAAUGAUGGAGCAUCUUUUAUCAAAAGAAAUUCUUUAUCCAUCAUUGAAAGAACUGUCGGAUAAAUAUCCAGUGUGGAUAGAGGAACACAAAGCCACUUUGAAUGCUUCUGAUUUGCAAAGGUAUACAAAACAGUCAGAGUUGAUGCAAAAGGUGUGUAUUGAAUUAGAAAAGGAAAAAGAAGACGAUACAGAAGAUAUUAAGCAACGUCGAUUUGAAUGUGUAUUGAAACUUAUGACAGAAAUGCAAAGUUAUGGUCAAGCACCUGACGACCUUGUUGGUGAACAGUGCUCACUUUUUCAAUUUGAUUCUGAAGGCAAUCCCACCUUUCCAUUUCCACCUGGAGUAGACUCGCAGCAGGAUUGUUGUAUUAAUUGAAUAUAUGACAUAGUUCUAUAAAUGUUUCUGGAAUAUUAUAUUGUUUCGAUUAUUUUUACUAUUUUUAUUUCAUAAAUAGUUUAAAAAGGUUUAUUGUUUGGUUUUCAAUGAUAAAUGUUGCGCUAAUAUAUGAAUAUAUUAAAUACAUAGACAAAAUAUAUAUAUUACAAAACUUACUUUGGUUUAGGCAAUCCCUUUGAAUUUCGGGACGACCUUCUCAUAGCUAAAAUUAUGUGUAAUAAAUAUCGUAAUAAAUUUUAAUUGUUUUAUAAUA
Molecule: messenger RNA, 1282 nt
Organism: Wasmannia auropunctata (little fire ant)
Lineage: Eukaryota; Metazoa; Arthropoda; Insecta; Hymenoptera; Formicidae
Gene: Pex19
Product: peroxisomal biogenesis factor 19
Exons: 5
Coding region: 157-1008 (283 amino acids)
Biological process (GO): protein import into peroxisome membrane
Cellular component (GO): peroxisomal membrane; peroxisome
Source: RefSeq, a predicted model, not a curated record